Molecule: messenger RNA, 268 nt
Organism: Microbotryum saponariae
Lineage: Eukaryota; Fungi; Basidiomycota; Microbotryomycetes; Microbotryales; Microbotryaceae
Source: the annotation of a GenBank genome assembly
AUGACCACGUAUCUCAACAUGCCAUCGUCGAGCAAUCCCGUCUUCAUAGGUCGGCGAGAGUCGAAUCUGGGCACCUCCGCGUCUGAAUAGUGAGUGUCAUCCCUCGAUUUCCGUGUGGUUCCGUCCCGUCGACUCUCCGGAUGGCGCGCCUUAGAGCGCCCCAGUCAUGUCCACGCGAGCGACUUGCCCGCCCGUCGUCCUCGCUUGCCGCCGAGUGUACACCGAGCCACGCAACCCACCUCAACUCGCCAACGAUCGCCACCUCUAA